Molecule: messenger RNA, 4810 nt
Organism: Betta splendens (Siamese fighting fish)
Lineage: Eukaryota; Metazoa; Chordata; Actinopteri; Anabantiformes; Osphronemidae
Gene: mvb12bb
Product: multivesicular body subunit 12Bb
Exons: 9
Coding region: 285-902 (205 amino acids)
Biological process (GO): viral budding; virus maturation; regulation of epidermal growth factor receptor signaling pathway
Cellular component (GO): late endosome; ESCRT I complex
Source: RefSeq, a predicted model, not a curated record
CAGCAGGUUGAAGUCCGACAGGUGACACGAGCAGCAGAGAUCAACGGUGCAGCAGGUACAGUAAACUCAACGCGUCCAAAACUCGGCGUUCAGCUCGACUUGACGCUGAAGCUCCGCUAAUCACGGUCGGACAGUUCGUGGACGAGUUCUGUCAUCAACGCGGUGCAGGUUAGCUACUGGUUAGCUACUAGCCUGGUUGGAAUCACCUGCACAAACAGCAACAAACAAUUGACAACGUUGACCCGAUCCUGCUCUCAAGCUGAUGCUGCAGUAACUGCUUUGACAUGUCUGAAUUGAGUGACGAGCUGCCUGCAGACCCCAUCUCUGCAGUUGGAGUAGUCACUUCACACAACAAAGCCCCCAGCGACUAUCUUGUUGUUGCACAAACAACAGAUGGCUCCGACGCCGACCUGUGGAAGGACGGCUUAUUCAAAUCCAAGGUCACUCGCUACCUCUGUUUCACCAGAAAAGCUGGUCCCUACGUUGUUGCGGACGUGAAGCUGAUUGACAUUAAGGACGCUUUGCCACAGGGCUUCACACCUGUGCUAGAAACAAUGGACACAAAGGAAACUGCCACAAGGAAGAAGAGGCUCUGUGUGAAAGUCAGCCCUCGUGUGGCUGCGGAGGUGGCGAUAUAUGACAUCCGGAUCGCUGCGAAGUCCAAGUACCAACUUGUUAACUACACCUGUGCGGGAGAGAUAAACGGUAUGGCACUCUGGUAUCGAUUAGGGGAUUUUCCUCAGCAUCAGCCAUCUCCAGCAACUUGCAGCACAGCUAUCACUGACGCUCCAACCACCCCGAGCAGGAAAACCAUUCCGAACUAUGAGCACCAAGGCAGUGGGAGCUACACCAUGACAGUCACUGUAGGUGUUGCUGGCUCUGCCCACUUUCUGGAAGACUGAUGGACUAGCGCCCGACGGGCUCCUGGCCCCAUACCCACAACCAGAUUUCAAGGACUGCUUGUCACAGAUGGAAAAUAAGUGGGUCAUCCUGCAUAAACUGGGUAUUUCACAUCCCUUGGGCAACAAAAAAUAUAAUAAAGAUUUUGUUUAGUGAAUUUGUAAAUUUAUAUUGUUUGUUAAAUUGAAUUGUUUUACCACUAAUAAAUAGUAGCAUUGAUCUUACUUGAUAUUUUUUGUUAUAUUGGGUCUUCCCUUUUUGUUUUUGACACUGUUCUUACAAAACAAUUCACAGUAAAAUAAAACAAACAUUUCAAUAGAAUCAAAUUGGUAGAAAAAUAAUAUUAUAUUCAAGCAUAAAUUAACAGAACAGCUGAACUGCAACAGAAACCUGCAUUCACAGCAUUGGAGACUGGAAAAAUACAGACACUCGGAUAAAACAAGAAAAACAUUUACAGAUGCCUCAACAUCUUUUUUUUUCCUUGACUAUGUACUUUGAAAAAUUUUAAUUGCUCCUCAGUAAACGUUUAAAUAUUUCAAAAGUCACACUUUCAUUUUGGCAAGUGAGAUUUUUAAUGUAUCGAUUUUUUUUACAUGUCUGUCUGGAGGGUUUGAAAAAGUGGGAAAUAGAUACAAGAGAAAGAAUGGGAUUCAUAGAGCCAUAGUCAUUAAAAGAAUCUGAAAAUAGCAACUCGCUAUCAUCUGUUCUCAUCGCACGGGUCAGGAGCUCUGACACCUCCAAAAUUCCUCCUGUCAGGGUAGGGGGCCAUUUGUAUUCUCUCUCAUUAGGCAAUUUGACUAAUGACCUGCCGCGGCUGCAGAGCUAUUGAGGGACCCAGAGCCUUGCGCCCUCUCUUGCAGCAGCAGCCUGAGCGCACACCCUCUAUUGGAAUGGCACAGAUGGCGUGCCCGGGCGACAAAAUAAACUACAAUAUGUCUCCGAGAUGCUGUCAGGCCUGGGCACUAUUCCUCAUGUCAGAGCGGGGCUAAGGGCUGUGAGUGGGCAUACGGGGUCCUCCUCCAGCUCUCUGUUCAUCUACUCACCAUUAUCUGCAGAGGUGACAGAGAGUGGGGUCUGCAACUAGAAUAGCAUUUCCAUGGUCCGCAUAAAGAAUCCAGCUCAAAUUGAGAGUCACAUAGACAGGAGAGGUAUUGCAAUGUCUAGUCUGGCUACACAUAGAGAAAAGUAACAUUCAGUUGUUUGGAAUGUGAAAUGUAGCAGGUUCCAGGGAAGCCUCCAGCCCGUUUUUUAAGCAGCCUCACUUGGCAUUUUAUUAUUAUUUCAUUGUACCGCACAAUAGAAAUCAGCUCAGUCCUGAGCAAGAACGUGUAAUAGAUUCUCAUUCGCACCUUCCGAUUAUCACCCUGGCUGUGACUUUCUCACUUAAUUCAGGUGAGAGACAGAUGCACCCAAGUAAUCAUACUAGACAGAGAUCAAUGCAAUUCUGUUGAAUUAGUGAAGUGUAAAAUAAAAGUUCAUCAACAUUCCUAAAGUGUUACUCUUGAGUUGUGGUUCAGGUAAUACGGGGUAUGCUUGAUCGCCUGCGCAUAUUUUUCCAUCAGUCAUUGUCAGAGCAGGUGUGUGUGUGUGUGUGUGUGUGUGUGUGUGUGUGUGUGUGUGUGUGUGUGUGUGUGUGUGUGUGUGUGUGUGUGUGUGUGUGUGUGUGUGUGUGUGUGUGUGUGUGUGUGUGUGUGUGUGUGUGUGUGUUUAUGCACGUAUGGAUGGCCGUGUGCAUGGCCGUGCCUGUUAGAGCUCUGAGGACGCAAUGUAUAGCGCCGUUGAAAUCCUGGGUGACAGUGCAUCCAACAAUGGAAGAGUGAGGGAUUAGUGCUCAGCCCAGCGUACGAGGGAGCCCUUCCCGCCCUGAAACAGCCAUUCAUCUGUGCCCAGGGGCUGGAGAUGACAAUGCAGCCAUUGCUCAUUGCACCUGACGGAGCCAUUAAUAAGGCAAUGAUCCACACGGGGCCUGUGCUGACUCCGUUCUUUACACUACAAUCGCUCAAGCCACGGGGUCCUCCUUACUUAAGCCACCUCGGCGCUCACCACCGCUAUCAUCAUCAUCAUCAUCAUCAUUACGAUCAUCGUUAUUGUCGUAAGAAAACUCCUGCCAGAUGUUUUCAUAUUGACUGCACUUGCGUGCGCCAAUUGCCGAACAACUGCCCGCUUCCCCACACUGCGACACACUCACAGGUUAAUGGACUGUAGCUUGGCCAUUUGAGCACCUGGGACAUGCUUGGGAGUGGGAUUCCAGGUCAGAAGAUUGGAUUUACAUUAUUUUUGCCCUUUGCACCUUCGAGUGCCGGCGCCACGCGGCAUCCAUUCCUUACCACCAAGUCAUCUCCUGCGCCCCUCCAUUUGUCUGGGUGUGAGAUAGCUUCUCUGCUAUAGAUGGUGAAGGAAUACAAAGUGAGAUCUGGUUUUAAAUGUAAUCCAUGUGCAAUGAAAUCAAAAAAAAGAGGUCUGGCCUUUAGCUCUGUGCAUUCAUCUGUCCCUGCCACGCAGAUCCAUCAACGGCUACAAUCUCAUCUUCCAAUUGCUGACGGUUGAUUCAAAUGUAUUCUCCCUGCCACCUCUGUCUGCUGCUGGUGCUCCCAGCGAUACAGUAUUGCAUGUUUAUUCGCUUGUUUUCAUGAGCUUUAGGAAGACCUCAUGCCAAGCCAGUCGUCAGAUCGCAGGAAUUCUGGAGCUGCUACUGUACAGCGUGGUGGGGUGAAAGACUGGGGCAUGAUCGAUAGUCAAGGAACUAGAAGCCUUCCUGUAUUCAUGGGAGUCACGCUUUGAUUACAAAGAUCCCAUUGUGCUCCGCUGGUGUGGAAAGUGCCAAACCGUGGGUCUUUGCGUCAACGUACAAGACGAAAGCAAGCGGUAGAAGUGUCUCAGUGAGGGAUACUUUGGAAUGUCAUACUUUUAAUUAUUGCCCUGAACAGGAAAGACCGAGAGCAGCGUGAGCUCCAAAACGUUGACUCAUGCACAGCUUCAGCUUAUAUUUAUGAGUUCCUUUUCCUGUGCCAGUGGCCUGAUGGACUGUGGGUAAAAGUACACCAGUUGGAAGCUGGGCCCCUUGAUAUUUGGAGCUCCCGUCAAAGGCGGCGGCGGCGGCAGAAGUUUUGUUCUUCCAGAUUUGGGAGUUUUAUAAUGAAGCAGAGCAGCUGCAGUUUUCUCUUCAGCCUGGAAACGAGAGGCUUUGUGUCCCCUGUCACCCUCUGUUAAUUUGGGCCCUAAUGUAUUUUAUAAACAAAGGGCUGCUCUCUAGCCUGACAGUCGUGACACCUUGAUUCCAGUGCAGGAUGCAUGCAGUACGGGGUUAGACCAUUAAUAAUCAACUGGCAGCCAUCACACCAUUUUAACCACGAUCAUUAUGAUAAAGGGCAUACACUUAAUUACAGGCCUGCUUAAUUAUAGCUCUGUUGAAGCUCGUUUGUUUGGUCAAAUGCUAAUUAUACCACCACGCUCUUGGCAAGUCCUCAUUUCAAUCCACUUUUUGCCGGCUGAACAGUGUGCCUUAUUUUCAUGCAAAUUUGAUAUCUGGUGAAUGUUUUGUCUCUCUUCUUUCCGCUUUUCUGUGCCUAGUGUGAGUGUGUCUUUGUUUCAGAGGUGAACAUCCCUCAGACAAGACGGAAUCAGGAAUAAUCAAGGGUAAUUAAACUGGAAGAGGGUUGGGAAAGGGCUGGGUUGAGGGAGACAGUGGCGGCGCCCGAAUACGGCGGAGAAUAAAAAAGCCUUUCAUCUUCUCUCCAUAGACCGGAGGAGGGGAGGUGUCGAGGUGGUUAGUGAUGUUGAUAGCGUUGCCGUUUUAUAAUCCCACGUUUAGUCCCGUGAAUGUAGCCGAGAACAGGCAGCAGCGCCGUUGAAAAAGAGUCAACUCUAAAACUCUUUGUGUUUUUUUUUUUGUUGUUUUUUUUUUUUUUUU